UAGUUUCCACUACUAACACUUAGUCACGUACCACCACAACCUUGCUAUCACUUGCAGCUUCAACACUCCACUCAGUUCAUCAAAUGGCUUCUCUUGCAACAUCGCCGGUUGGUAUGUCGGAGUUGCUCGGAACUCCCUUGAGCAAGAGCAACUUCAGCGGCGCAGCCCGGUCAGCUCCCACAGCCACCACCCCAGCCACCUUCAAGACCGUCGCUCUUUUCGGAAAGAAGAAGGCUGCACCUCCCAAGGCCAAGGUAGCCGCUGCUCCCGAGAGCGAUGAGCUCUCAAAGUGGUAUGGUCCUGAAAGAAGAAUUUACUUGCCUUCGGGGCUCUUGGACCGAUCGGAGAUCCCAGAGUACUUGACCGGAGAAGUUCCCGGAGAUUAUGGUUAUGAUCCUUUUGGUCUAAGCAAGAAGCCAGAAAACUUCAGCAAAUACCAAGCAUAUGAGUUGAUCCAUGCUCGUUGGGCUAUGCUUGGUGCAGCUGGGUUCAUCAUCCCAGAGGCCUUCAACAAAUUUGGUGCUAACUGCGGGCCUGAAGCCGUUUGGUUCAAGACUGGAGCUCUACUCCUUGAUGGGAACACAUUGAACUACUUUGGCAAGAGCAUACCUAUUAACCUGGCUGUUGCUGUUAUUGCUGAGGUCGUUCUUCUUGGAGGAGCAGAAUACUACAGACUCACAAAUGGUUUGGAUUUGGAGGACAAGCUUCACCCAGGUGGUCCAUUUGACCCAUUGGGGCUCGCAAAGGAUCCCGACCAGGCUGCACUUUUAAAGGUGAAGGAGAUUAAGAACGGUAGACUGGCCAUGUUUUCCAUGCUCGGUUUCUUCAUCCAAGCUUAUGUGACCGGAGAAGGUCCUGUUGAAAACCUAUCUAAGCAUCUCAGUGAUCCUUUUGGCAACAACUUGCUUACUGUGAUCUCUGGAAAUGUUGAAAGAGCCCCAACCCUGUGAUUUCAAAUUUUCUCUUGCUCUCUUGCUCCACCAAUCAAAAUUCAAAUGCAUUGUAUAUCACAUUGAGUCUUUCUUAAGGCAUUUAACCUUAAUCCAUGAAUGAAAUUGCAACUCUGUUCAAAUAUAUAUAGCUAGAGACCUAGCUAUAUAUAUAACCUACGGGUGCACUGUCGUAGGGCUAGUGCUGUUUACAUAUGUAAUUCCUGAGCACUAUCAAUCCAACCAUGCAUCAACAUAAUCAUC
Rosa chinensis is the source of this 1193-nucleotide messenger RNA. Its product is annotated as chlorophyll a-b binding protein CP26, chloroplastic. The transcript is spliced from 6 exons. The coding region runs from base 84 to 950 and encodes 288 amino acids. NCBI's taxonomy places the organism in Eukaryota, Viridiplantae, Streptophyta, Magnoliopsida, Rosales, Rosaceae. Gene Ontology annotation, cellular component: chloroplast thylakoid membrane; plastoglobule. The record is from RefSeq and is a predicted model, not a curated record. Gene Ontology annotation, biological process: photosynthesis, light harvesting in photosystem I; response to light stimulus.